AUGUUCUACAGCCACGAAAUCCUCACCUCGCGUGAGCAUGGCGUUGCCACGGUGUGGCUGGUUGCAACUCUCGGAGCAAAGUCAACUACUCGGAAGGUGAACAGGAAGGCAAUACUAGAAGUAGACGUGCCUAAGGCGUGUGAUAUGAUUAUCCGCCCAGAUGCUCCCAUGGCAUUGAGACUGCAGGGGAACCUCCUAUAUGGGGUAUCGAAAGUGUACCAUCAGCAGUGCGGAUAUGCACUUCUGGACGCAGAAGCCACGCGGGAUAGGAUGAGGACUAUGUUGAAAGUCAUCCACAGUGCUAGUUUGGAUCCUGAUGCAGGAAAGGCCAGACCUGAUCAAAUCAUGCUUCCGCAUGAUCCAACAUUUAUUCCUGAGCUUAUGCUUCCCGGGUUAAACGUUGACCUAUCAACACUAGAUAUAGGGCUGGAUUGGGUGUCACCCCGCAAGUCCAGCCUGGUAUCAAGCUACGUGCCAAAAUCAACUGCCUCCAACAAGUCAGCCGCUGGGGAACUGCAGCUGAAUCUCUCAUCUUCGGAUAUCGGUGGUUUCCACACCGGGGAUGCCCUUGGAUAUAUCAGUGAAAUGAGCAGUGCGAGGAAGGAGCCUCAAGUAGAGCUGCCAGCCUACUUUGGAGACGAGGCCGGUAUUCUGCUACAGCCGGACUUUGAGUUCGAUGGUGACGGUAACAUCAUCGAGCUAUUUCCAAAGAAAACUGCAGAGCCAAGGGAAAGUGAAGUCCAAGUGAGAGAUGACCGCCUAAGCACUAUGAGAAACACCGGAGUUGGCUUGCUCACCGGAGAACAUCAACCCGAUGGAGACAUUGUGAUGGAUGAUAUAGAUGCCGGUCAGGACGAAAUGGCCGGAAGCCUGCUUGUAUCUGACGGGACGCAACCACGAGGCCAAGUGACUGAUCCAGAUUACUCCAACGUUCCUGAGAUCUCCUCGGAGACCGGAGAAGUAGUAAAGACACAUUUUAGAAGAAAGAAGCUCACCAGGAUGUUUGGUGUGGACGAGCCCGCGGAGCUGAGAAACUCCGACCUAGCACAGUGGAAUUCAGAGUAUGCGGAAAACAUGGCUGCUGCCGCUAGAAGCAAGGUCCACAAUAGACUUGUCACCAUUGCCAAAAAGAAUGCGGCCUUCUGGGUUCUUGGCUCAGGAAUUGGAGCUGUAGGUGUUGGUCUGGGUUCCGGAGCAGUGUUACAUCCACUUGCUGCGUUCUCCGGAGACCAGCUUCUCGCGUCCCUUACCGGGGCUCCUUGCAGAGAGAAACGUAGAAAGAGGAACCACGACGAAAAGGAGGACGCCGAUGCAUCUGUGGGUAAGAGAGCUCGUAUCAGGGAGGAGGACAAGGACGACGAGCCUGAAAUUGGCCUAGGCGAGGCUGUUGACGUGGAGGAGGGUCUCGGUCUUGUAGUCGAGGAUAUCGAGGUUGGCCGGCAGGCACCUUCGUCUCUUCGGGACGACGACCUGUCCAACAUGCCAUGGAACAUCACUGCGUCCAUCAAGAGCAAGAGCUCUGCCCGGGCUUCAUCGGUGUACUCUCGCCAGAUCUUUGCGGGUGGAGGUGUGUUCUCAAGCAUUGGUGGGCCCCGUUCUGUAGUGAGCCCUGGACCGGAUGGGAUGCCGUCUGCCUCCAACGCAGCAGCAGCCGUUGCCGCCCAUCGACGAGGACGUCUGACAAGUGCAAGUCCACUGGCUGGUCGGGGCAACCUCCAGCUACUGCCAAGUGACCAGGAGAUGGACCUAGACAUCGACACCUUCAGCGGCAUCGAUGCGGCUCACUAUGGCGAUGACGAAGGAGACGGCCAACCGGGGGAACAACCCCUCGGCCAUGAUAAUGCUAAUGAUGAUGAUGAUGAAAGAAGGGGUAUCCAGGGACCUAAAUGGCUAAGAAGCAGCAGCAGCCUCGACCAGGAAACCGUCAACUUCUACGAGUACCUGCAGGCCCGCAUCGAGGAGAAGGAGCAGAAGAAGGAAGAAGAGAAGGAGGAUCGGGCGGUCGGAGGAAGCCACUCAGGGGUAUCGGUAUCGUUCACCUCGCUUCUCCCGCCCAGGUCGAGCUCCCGCAUCGUCGCGACGCAGGCACUGCUGCACGUCCUGACCCUCGCAACAAAUGGAGCCCUGAGAGUCCGGCAGGAUGUUGCCAAUAAACCAAGGAGUGUUCAAGAUACAGGGGACAUCAUCCUAAUGCUUGGAUGA
Molecule: messenger RNA, 2202 nt
Organism: Nannizzia gypsea CBS 118893
Lineage: Eukaryota; Fungi; Ascomycota; Eurotiomycetes; Onygenales; Arthrodermataceae
Product: Rad21/Rec8 N terminal domain-containing protein
Exons: 7
Coding region: 1-2202 (733 amino acids)
Biological process (GO): synaptonemal complex assembly; replication-born double-strand break repair via sister chromatid exchange; mitotic sister chromatid cohesion
Cellular component (GO): synaptonemal complex; cohesin complex
Molecular function (GO): chromatin binding; protein binding
Source: RefSeq, a predicted model, not a curated record